Molecule: messenger RNA, 1294 nt
Organism: Perca fluviatilis (European perch)
Lineage: Eukaryota; Metazoa; Chordata; Actinopteri; Perciformes; Percidae
Exons: 1
Coding region: 539-1189 (216 amino acids)
Source: RefSeq, a predicted model, not a curated record
AUAGGGCAUGCCAUUCUGUGCAUUUCGCCAUUGAAACAGGAAGUGUGUGUAACUUGAGUGUACAUUGACCAAUUAGCUUGAUACUUUUCAGAAUUCAUAAGAGUUCAACACUCAGGACAUCUACAGGCCGAUAUUAGCUCAAAGUCAUAGCACGCCGUAAGUGGCAACAGGAAGUAGACCUAAAAGUCAAGGUGCUAUACUUUAACGAACUCCUCCUAGAGAUUUCAUCAGAUUUACUUCAAAUUCGGUCUGUGUCAUCUUAAGACCUUAAUGAUGAAAAUUUAUUAACAGCUUGAGUUUUUGUCAAACGGUGUGGGUUUGGGCGUGGCGGCCAGUUUGAAUAUUUAUUGAUAAACGAAAAAGUUGUUAUAACUUUAUUGUACAUUGUCAUAUUUGCCCAAAAUUUCUCACGAUUGACAAGAGUCCAGGCUUGAGGACAGUGGAGGAGAACUAUCAGAUCAAAGUCCUUAGCCAAUGCCAGCAAGGACGCUGGAUGACCUGGGAAGGAGUAAUAAGCAGGACCGUAGGUUAGGCCGACAUGUGGAAAAUCCCCCAAGCCAGGCUGAGUUGCUUCAUAAGGUCCACCCAUGACACCCUCCCAAGUCCCAGCAACCUCUGUCUGUGGUAUGGCUCAGAGGAGAGCUGCCAACUCUGCAAUGCCCCAAAUCCGAGCCUGCAGCACAUCCUGCCAAGCUGCAAAACAGCACUGACCCAGGGUCGGUACAGGUGGUGCCAUGACCGAGUCCUGCGGAGGCUGGAGGAGAUCCUGGAGGUAUGCAGGGCAGAAACAGCCAGGGAGCCCCUAGCACUGACAUCAGGGUGGCCGAUCUACUUCGUCAGAGAGGGAGGAGGGGCCUCUAACAUCACGCAGCCACAGAGAUCAGCCCUGGCAGGCAGUUGUGAGUGGAACCUGAGAGUGGACCUCGAUCGGCAGCUCAGGUUUCCAACAGGGAUCACCACAACCAACCUUCGACCGGACAUCAUUCUCUGGUCUGCCACAGCCCGGGCAGUAAUCUUGCAGAGCUCACUGUCCUGUGGGAGGGAGGAAUGGAGGCAGCCUUUGAGAGUAAAAAAAGCCGGUAUCUCAACCUCACAGCCGAAUGCAGAGAGGCUGGGUGGUCAACUGUCAGCUACCCAGUGGAAGUCAGCUGUAGGGGGUUCGUGGGAGCAUCCACCCAGCGCUUCCUGAAGAGUAUGGGAGUCACUGGCCCCAAACUCAGAAACGCUCUGAAAGACCUUGCCGAGGAGGCUGAGCAGGGAUGCUUCUGGCUUUGGUUAAGAAGGAAGGACCAGG